Molecule: messenger RNA, 604 nt
Organism: Nymphalis io (European peacock)
Lineage: Eukaryota; Metazoa; Arthropoda; Insecta; Lepidoptera; Nymphalidae
Exons: 5
Coding region: 75-521 (148 amino acids)
Source: RefSeq, a predicted model, not a curated record
CGUAAAACAAAAUAGUCACUUACGUAAUAAAUAAUACCUAGCUAUUUUAUACCUUUUGAAAUUUUGAAUAAACUAUGCUGUUUGACAGCAACGUAAUGUUGAAAUUAGGAUUUUGCCUCUUCACUUAUUUAAUACAGGCAAUGUGCCUUGUAAAGCAUAUUGAUUGCGCAAUUUAUACUUACGAAGACGUGGAAUUAAGAAGAAUAUUUCCAAGUGAAUUUCCUCAAGAUACUGUAAGGAAAAGUGGUAUUUUGGAACCAGAACAUUUAGGUCGCUACUUUGAGUUAAAGCGUUACUUUAAAUAUCCAAAGUCAAAACUAAAUAGUCACUUUGAAGAAUUAAAUUGUUAUAAUGAAAACGGAGAGAAAGUAUGUAAGGUCGAUGUAAGUCGAUACUCGCCGGAUGAGGAGCAUUACAUGUCAUCAGAUCUAACGAAUCACGUGGACAGGCGCAGAGUAUAUUGCUUGAUGCUACUAUGCUUCACUGAAGAUGAACUUGAUAGGGUUGUCGCUUCGUUUUAAUAUUUUAUAAAUAUGUUAACAAAAACUGUACCAAUUUUAUAUAUACAAAAAUAAAGAAUGAAAUGGUCUCUUUUGAAAUCCUA